This is a messenger RNA of Galdieria sulphuraria, 1022 nucleotides long. Its product is annotated as 20S proteasome subunit alpha 5. The coding region runs from base 46 to 804 and encodes 252 amino acids. Lineage: Eukaryota; Rhodophyta; Bangiophyceae; Galdieriales; Galdieriaceae. Gene Ontology annotation, biological process: proteasome-mediated ubiquitin-dependent protein catabolic process. Gene Ontology annotation, cellular component: proteasome core complex; proteasome core complex, alpha-subunit complex; nucleus. The record is from RefSeq and is a predicted model, not a curated record. The transcript is spliced from 7 exons.
GACAGACACAUUGAUUGAUUUUGGGUAUUCAAUUUUGUAACAGUCAUGUUUCUGACAAGAAGUGAAUAUGAUAGAGGAGUGAAUACGUUUUCACCAGAAGGAAGACUUUUCCAAGUGGAAUAUGCAAUGGAAGCAAUCAAGCUUGGUUCUACGGCGGUUGGUAUACAAACGGCCGAAGGUGUAGUACUCGCGGUGGAGAAACGUCUUUCUUCUCCACUUCUAGAACCUAAUAGCGUGGAAAAGCUUGUAGAAAUCGACGAACACGUGGGUUGUGCUAUGAGCGGCCUCGUUGCGGAUGCGAGAACUAUGAUAGAGCACGCCAGAGUAGAAGCCCAAAAUCAUAGGUUUACUUUUGAUGAAGCUAUGCCAGUAGAAAGCUUGACUCAGGCAACUUGCGACCUGGCACUUCGUUUUGGAGAAGGUGUUGAAGACGAUGAAGAUAAAGAAGAGGAAAUGAUGAGUCGUCCCUUCGGAGUCUCUCUUCUUAUAGCAGGAGUGGAUAAUAAGGGUCCUGCUCUCUUUUAUACGGAUCCGUCAGGAACAUACAUUCGAUGGCUUGCAAAAGCUAUUGGUGCCGGAGCAGAAGGAGCCCAAAGUGCGUUACAGGAGGCGUAUUACAAAAGCAUGACUUUGAAAGAAGCAGAGACUCUGGCUCUUCGUACAUUGAGAGAAGUAAUGGAAGAGAAAGUGGAAAGUAAUAAUGUCGAAGUCGCCGCUGUAAGAACAGAUACGAAGAAAUUUGUGAUCUAUACCGAAGCACAAGUAAAAGAAUGUCUUUCAAGGCUCGAAAACAGAGACUCCUAGUAGGUUCAAAAUCGUUGUCUUGUUUUAAAAUAAAAAUCCAACAGAAAAGGUUGAUAAUGAGAAAACAGAUUUCAUCAUUUUGUGUUCCGAAACUACCCAAAAUAUCCUUGUAAAAGCUUUAAACGCUUUCUGUCGAAAGGGAACUCGGCCCUCCCGCCGGUAGCCCGCCUUUUAAGAAUCCUUUGGUCAGGGAACGACGAAAUUAACGAUUGAUGCUU